UGAAAGAAAACCAGUUUGGUGGAAAAACGCGCUUUCCAGAAUCUUUUCGAUAAAACAAUAAAUACCCGCCAGAAUGUCAGAGUUUGUAGUUGAAACGCUCGAAAAGACGUUGGAAACUUUCAUUCCUGACGCGGAACUCAAAGAGGUUAAACGAAUUUUGUACGGAAAAGAACUCAAGAAGUUGAUUCUACCCCAGAAAGUAGUGGAGGCUGCACAGGAACGGGAAUUUGACCUGCAGGGAUAUGUGUUCGAGGCCGCACCAGAGCAACUCAGGACACCUAGGAUUGUCCGAGUGGGUCUCAUCCAGAAUAAGAUCAUUCUUCCGACCGAUGCCCCUGUGCUGAACCAGAUCACAGCUCUGCACAAGCGAGUGAGUGAGAUAGUGGAGGUAGCUGCUUUUUGUGGAGUCAAUAUAGUCUGCUUCCAGGAAGCCUGGACAAUGCCUUUUGCAUUUUGUACAAGAGAGAAGGAGCCAUGGACAGAGUUUGCUGAAUCUGCUGAAGAUGGUUUCACCACACGUUUCUGUCAAGAGUUGGCAAAAAAGUAUAACAUGGUGGUAGUGUCUCCCAUUCUGGAAAGGGAUGAAAUCCAUGGAGGCACUCUUUGGAAUACGGCAGUUGUAGUGUCCAACACUGGGCAGUUCCUGGGAAAGAGCCGUAAGAAUCAUAUUCCACGUGUAGGAGACUUCAAUGAGUCUACGUAUUAUAUGGAGGGCAACACAGGCCAUCGUGUCUUUCAGACACAGUUUGGAAGGAUAGCUGUGAAUAUCUGCUAUGGCCGCCAUCACCCGCUUAACUGGUUCAUGUACAGCAUCAAUGGAGCGGAGAUCAUCUUCAACCCCUCAGCCACUGUGGGAGCUGUCAGUGAACCAAUGUGGUCGGUUGAAGCUAGAAAUGCUGCCAUUGCCAACCACUGUUUCACCUGUGCCAUCAACAGAGUGGGCACGGAGUAUUUCAAGAAUGAAUUCACAUCUGGAAAUGGGAAGAAAGCACAUCAUGAAUUUGGUCACUUUUAUGGCUCCAGCUAUGUGGCUGCACCUGAUGGCAGUCGGUCUCCAGGACUAUCUAGAACUCAUGAUGGGUUACUGGUAGCAGAAAUAGAUUUAAACCUAAACCGUCAAACGGCAGACAAGUGGAACUUCAAGAUGACCGGGAGGUAUGAUAUGUAUGCAGAUGAGCUUACCAAGGCUACUCAGAAUGACUUCAAGCCAAAUAUUAUCAAGGAGUAAACUAAACUUAAACUGGUCCUAAAAUGACUGGAACCUAUUUUCUGCCAGUGGUAACCAAUAAAGGAUGAAAUCGGUGGAAAAUC
This is a messenger RNA of Electrophorus electricus (electric eel), 1311 nucleotides long. It is a transcript of the gene upb1, whose product is annotated as ureidopropionase, beta. Gene Ontology annotation, molecular function: beta-ureidopropionase activity. Lineage: Eukaryota; Metazoa; Chordata; Actinopteri; Gymnotiformes; Gymnotidae. The record is from RefSeq and is a predicted model, not a curated record.